Messenger RNA from Parastagonospora nodorum SN15, 1683 nucleotides. RefSeq lists its product as hypothetical. Lineage: Eukaryota; Fungi; Ascomycota; Dothideomycetes; Pleosporales; Phaeosphaeriaceae. The record is from RefSeq and is a predicted model, not a curated record. Bases 1 to 1683 code for a protein of 560 amino acids. Gene Ontology annotation, molecular function: cysteine-type deubiquitinase activity; zinc ion binding. The transcript has a single exon. Gene Ontology annotation, biological process: mRNA processing; spliceosomal complex assembly; protein deubiquitination.
AUGGUCAAGCGACAUGCGCUAGAGCCUCUCGAAGAUGUUUACGACGCGCCAUCACCAGCUUCAAAACGCGCAAGAGUCGACGACGAAGAGAUGGACAGCCCUGAGCCAAACGGGACCACGACCAACGGACACAUGAUACCCUCGCGACUCAAAGACGAAAGCAAGAUCGACAUUGCAGGCGCAGAUGCUGAAGAGCAUGCGGAGCUUGAAGAGGCCGGCGCAUUGGACGAUGAAGACGACAACGAGCCCGCGAUCGCUGCGCCGAAGCGUCAGACUGCGCCAGAAGCAGGAUACACCGAUCUGUACCUCGACACCAUAAACCGCAAGGUGCUCGAUUUCGACUUUGAGAAACUGUGCUCAGUUACGCUGUCGAACAUCAACGUAUACGCCUGUCUCGUCUGCGGGAAAUACUACCAGGGUCGAGGUCCAAAGUCGCAAGCAUACUUCCACGCGCUGGAAGAGGGUCAUCACGUUUACGUCAACAUGGAGACGAAGAAGGUCUUCGUGCUGCCGGAAGGCUACGAGGUCCAGUCGAAGUCGCUGGACGAUCUCAAGUUCGUCGUGGACCCACGGAUGAGCAAGGCAGAGGUUGCGCGGCUGGACAAGGAGCCAAAAGUGUCUUGGGAUCUAUCGAAUCGAGAAUACAUACCUGGUUUCGUGGGCAUGAACAACAUCAAGGCAAACGACUACUUCAAUGUGGUAAUACAAGCAUUGUCACAUGUCGUGCCGCUGAGGAACUACUUUAUGUUGGAGGAUCUUUCAAGUCGACCACAAAUUGCACAGCGGUUCAGCACUCUAGUCCGCAAGAUAUGGAACCCGCGAGCUUUCAAGACACACGUUUCGCCGCACGAGCUGCUCCAAGAAGUUGCGCUGCGAUCCUCGAAGCGCUUCAACUUGACCGACCAAGCCGACCCCGUCGAUUUCAUCUCCUGGUUCCUCAACCAUCUCCACCUCGCAGUCGGCGGCUCAAAAACCAAACCCGGCUCCUCCAUUGUCCAAAAAGUCUUCCAAGGCUCCCUGAAAAUCGAAUCGCAAGAAAUUACCGCCCGCGCCGACGCAGGCGACCGUCUCCGCUUCGAAGACGCCGCCGUGAAAACCGAAAUCUCCAAAUUCCUCGUCCUGACCCUCGACCUGCCCGCCGCUCCGCUCUUCCAAGACGCGCUGGAAAAGAACAUCAUUCCACAAGUUCCCCUGACCACUAUACUCGGCAAGUACGACGGCAUGCGCCCACAAGAGAAGAUGAAAAACCGCGUGCGCUACCGCCUCUUACACCCUCUGCCCCCCUACCUACUCUUCAACAUCAAGCGCUUCAGCAAGAACAAAUUCGUCUCCGAGCGCAACCCUACCAUCGUCACAUUUCCGACAGUCAGCCUCGACAUGUCGCCGUACGUCGAGCCGAAUCCGAAAGAAUACCCGCCCGGCGAGCCGAUAUGGUACGAUCUCGUCGCCAACAUCACGCACGAGGCGGUCAAGAAGAAGGACGAUAGUGUCGAGGGCGAGCAGGAAAGUAAGGUGUGGAGAGUGCAGUUGAAGGAUCGCGCGAGGGAUGAGUGGUAUGGGAUUCAGGAUUUGUUUGUGGAGAAGGAGAGGGGCGAGACGCUGUUUACUAAGGAGGCGUAUGUUAUGGUUUGGGAGAGACGGAGGGGACAGCAGGGGGUGGCCAAGUGGAAGGGCAAGGCGUGA